AUGUCAUCGGCAUCAGAAUCUCCGUCGCUCAUCGAGCAAGCCGACUUCAGCACCGUUCCUAAACCGUUUAAAAGCGAAUCAUGGAAACAGUCCAACAAGCGAUAUAAGAAUCUGAAAGCACUUGUAACUGACGAACAAAAGAGACUGGCAAGUCUGCCUCCAUCUGACGAUAAAGCCACAUAUUUCAGUAUUGAGGCACCUCCAUCUCUACGACCACAAAAGCAUUGGUGCGAUAUUACCGGAUUACCGGGCCGAUACAAAUCUGCCAGACAUGGACUCCGCUUCUACAAUGUCGAAAUUUUUAAAGCCAUUGACGAAAUGGCUCCCGGUGCCGACCAGCAGUACCUCAGUCUCAGAAAUGCCAAUGUCAUUCUGAGAUAG
This is a messenger RNA of Sugiyamaella lignohabitans, 381 nucleotides long. RefSeq names its product Ies6p (gene IES6). The coding region runs from base 1 to 381 and encodes 126 amino acids. The transcript has a single exon. The record is from RefSeq and is a predicted model, not a curated record. Gene Ontology annotation, cellular component: Ino80 complex. NCBI's taxonomy places the organism in Eukaryota, Fungi, Ascomycota, Dipodascomycetes, Dipodascales, Trichomonascaceae. Gene Ontology annotation, biological process: chromatin remodeling.